CCCGGUCGUGCGUCAUCUCCCGGCGCCCACAGGACCCCGCUUCGCGCCAAGCAGCAGAAGAUUUCAGUACUUUUGUGACGAACUUGAUCCGGAACCGCCAGAAACCUGUUCACAAUGGACAUCAGGCGGUUCUUUCAACCAACUUUAGCCAAGCCUGCGGUGCAGAAACCUGCCCCGAAUGGAGACGUCAAAACAGAGGACAAGAAGAAAAAGAAGAAUCCUCUCUCUUCGGACGAGGAUGUGAAGAAGAAGAAGAAAGAGACCGCCAAGGUCAAAAGCUCCAAACCAGACGAGAAACACAAGGAUAGUGAUAAAAAACGAAAGAAGCGUGCAGUCAUAGAAUCAGACUCGGAGGAUGAGGAGGUAGCGAGGAAGUCAAAGAAAUCUCCCAAAGAGAAACAAAAGACGAGCAAGACUGAGCCACCACCCAAAAAAGAUCCCGUGCAGUAUGUCUCUGAAACAGACUCCGACAGUGACAACUUUCAGUCUUUGAAGAAGACCUCCAAACCCAAGCAGAACGGAACGGCCAAACCAACAAAGUCAGAGGCAGCGAGUGCUCGUCCAGGAGCCAAAGAGGGAGUGAAGUCUCCUGUUGAGUCCUCCUCCUCCUCCUCCUCAUGGGGGAAAACUGCAGGGAAGUCUCCUGUCACCCCUAAGUCGGCCCCGCCUCCUCAGCCCAAACGAACCCCCACCUCAGUACUCGAUUACUUCGGCAAUGCGGCUGUUCAGCGCUCGGAUAAGAAGCUUGUAGCCAGCACCAAGCGAAAGGCUCCGACUCAGGACACCGAUGAUCUGAUAAGUGAUGAGCAAAUUGCCAGAGAGCUGCAGAUGGAUGAGGACAUGGAGCUGGAAAAGCAGGUCCACGAGGACGAGGAGUUUGCCAGAACACUGGCCAUGCUGGACGAAGAGCCUCAAGCGAAGAAGGCUCGUAAAGGCUCUGAAGAAAAACCGGCCCCUACCACAUUUAAGAAGAGCAGCCCAUCAAAGACCAAUCUGAGGGGCAGCAUGUCGGAGGAUGUGAUUAGUCCGUCUCCAAAGAGGAACCCUGUCAAAACCAGCUCCAAACUGGCAAUGAUGAAGAAAAGAGAGGAAGAGAGAGAUGAAGGGCCAAAGACCAAAACACCAAUUUCACCCGCAAAAAUCAAAAUCUCUCCCAAAAAGGAGCCCAUCGCUUCGUCCAGCUCACCCAGAAAGUUCACACCCAAAACAGGAACCACACCCACCGCAGUUAAAACUUCUCCCAAGAAACCAGAGAGCACAAGUACGAGUCCUGAUGAUGGUGAGAAGAAGAAGAACAACGCUUCAGCUUACAGGAACUUCCUCAACAGAGAUGGACCGCGAGCUCUGGGCUCCAAGGAAAUCCCACAGGGUGCAGAGAACUGUUUGGAGGGCUGUGUGUUUGUGGUGACGGGGGUCCUGGAGUCCAUGGAGAGGGAUGAUGUCAAAUCCCUCAUCGAGCGCUACGGGGGCAAAGUUACGGGCAACAUCAGCAAGAAGACCACCUACCUGGUGCAGGGCAGAGACAGCGGAGUCUCGAAACUGGAGAAGGCGGAGAGUUUGGGUACCAAGAUCCUGGAUGAGGAUGGUCUGUUGGAGCUGAUCAGAACCAAACCAGGAAAGAAGUCCAAGUACGAGAUCGCUGCAGAGGCAGAGAACAAAGCCUCAAAGACGAGGACUCCCCCCAGCCAGACCUCAAAGAGCACCCCUAAAGCCCAGAAGAUCUCUCCCUCCAAGGGUAAUUCCAGGUCCCCUCACACCCCGAGCCCGUCAAAGACCGGCCUGGCACAAGGCCACGGUGCCAGGAUCAGAGAGCGCGGCACUCCUCCUGGGAGAGGCUCAGGUCACACAGCCCGGAGGGAGCUGGGCCUUUCUUCAUCGUCAGCCCCCGGACCUUCAUCCCCAUCACCGACCGGGGACGGCGCCAGUCUGCUGUGGGUGGACAAGUACCGGCCGAUCUCUCUGAAGACUGUGAUUGGCCAGCAGGGAGACCAGAGCUGUGCCAAUAAGCUGCUACGCUGGCUGCAGAACUGGCACAAACACCACAGCGGAGGCGCUCCCAAGCCGCCAGCAGCAAGGUUCGGUAAGUUUGGAGGGAAAGAUGAUGGAUCAGGAUUCAAAGCUGCUCUGCUCUCUGGACCUCCGGGGGUCGGGAAGACCACCACAGCCGCCCUGGUCUGUGAGGAGUUGAGCUUCAGCUAUGUGGAGAUGAAUGCCAGCUGUACCCGGAGCAAAAAGAGCCUGAAGGAAGUCGUUGCAGAGUCACUGAACAACACCAGCAUCGAGAACUUCUACAAAGGCACUUCUCAGACAGUGAGCAGUAAACACGUCCUGAUCAUGGAUGAGGUCGAUGGCAUGGCUGGAAACGAGGACCGCGGAGGAAUCCAGGAGAUGAUCGGCCUGAUCAAGAGUUCGAAGAUUCCCAUCAUCUUCAUGUGCAACGACCGUAACCACCAGAAGAUCAGGUCACUGGCCAACUACUGCUUCGAUCUGCGCUUCCAGAGGCCGCGAGUGGAACAGAUCAAGGGAGCUAUGAUGUCCAUCGCUUUCAAGGAGGGAAUCAAGAUACCACCCCCGGCUCUUAACGAAAUGAUCCUAGCCGCCAAUCAGGAUGUCCGACAGGUGAUCCACAACCUGAGCAUGUGGUCGGCCAAAGACAAGGUGAUGACGUACGACCAGUGCAAGUCUGACGCGGCCAGAGCCCGCCAUGACAUGAAAAUGGGACCGUUUGACGUUUGUAGGAAGGUGUUUUCGUCAGGGGAGGAGACUGCCCACAUGAGCCUCAUCGACAAGUCCGACCUCUUUUUCCACGACUAUUCGCUAGCGCCGCUUUUCGUCCAAGAGAACUACCUGCAUGUUCGGCCUAAGGCUGCCGGUAGUGACCUGAAGUCCCACCUGGUGUUGCUCAGCAAGACGGCUGACUCCAUCUGUGACGGAGACCUGGUGGACAGACGGAUCCGCUCUGGGCAGAACUGGUCACUGCUGCCCACCCAGGCCAUCUAUGCCAGCGUGCUGCCAGGCGAGCUCAUGAGAGGCUACAUGGGUCAGUUUCCUACCUUUCCCAGCUGGCUCGGCAAGUACUCCUCCACCAGUAAACAUUCCCGCAUCGUCCAGGAGCUGGCCUCACACAUGAGUUUAAAGACGAUGAGCAGCAGACAGGCGGUGAACCUGGACUACCUGCACUACCUGCGGCAGGCGCUGCUGAGCCCGCUUCAGAGGCACGGAUCGGAGGGUGCCGGCGAAGCUGUGAAGCUGCUGGACGACUACCAGCUCAUCAAGGAGGACGUGGACAGCAUCAUGGAGAUUAGCGUCUGGGGCGGACAGCCUGACCCCUACUCCAAACUGGACUCCAAGGUGAAGGCAGCAUUCACACGGACCUACAACAAAGAAGUUCACAUGACGCCGUACUCCCUGCAUGUAGUGAAGAAAGGUCGGCGUGGUGGCGGUGGCGAGUCAGAGUUGGGAGGCGAGGAUGCAGAGAACGAAGUGCAGGAGUCUGAGGACGAGGGGGAGGGCCUCAAAACCGACGCCAUGAUCAAACAGAAGAAGGCCAAAGCCACCAAGGAGUCAAAGAAGGAGAAGAAGGAAGAUUCUGGGAAGGGCAAGGGCAAGGGGAAAGGCAAGGGGAAGAAAUGACCGAUAACCAGAAGAGGAAAACUAACUGCCCCCCUCCGCCCCCUCAGACUGUAAUAUAUGUUAUAUCUCUCUCUGCACUUGCAACGAUCCUUUAAUGAGGAAGUAGUGAAACUGGUCUUUAACUUCUGCAGGUAACUCAUCCUAACACUUGACUCUAAUCACACUGAGAAAUGUCUUUUUUAACUUCCUGUCAUGUUUACGUCAGAGCGGCUCUAUACUGAACAAAUGAUGCAUAUUAUCUGGUUGUUGCACCCUUUAUCAUGUCUAUACACCUCUACUAACAUUUCAACAGGAGUAUAGUGCAUUUCUCCCGUCAUCAGUUUGUGAUCCAGGUGUCGAGAUUGUAAAUAAUGUGAUGUAAAAGACUGUUACUUUUUGCUACAACUACAGUCCAGAAACUCUUCAGCUCUACGUUUAGCACUGAUGUUCCUGUAAAUUGCAAUUUUGUAUAAAUUUCUUGAGGCUUAAUAGAGAAAUAUGUCGCUCA
Molecule: messenger RNA, 4120 nt
Organism: Morone saxatilis (striped sea-bass)
Lineage: Eukaryota; Metazoa; Chordata; Actinopteri; Moronidae
Gene: rfc1
Product: replication factor C (activator 1) 1
Exons: 23
Coding region: 115-3633 (1172 amino acids)
Biological process (GO): DNA repair; DNA replication
Cellular component (GO): nucleus; DNA replication factor C complex
Molecular function (GO): ATP hydrolysis activity; ATP binding; DNA clamp loader activity
Source: RefSeq, a predicted model, not a curated record